GUUGUCCCCUUCGGGGUGACAUACGAAAAAAUUGGAACGAUACAGAGAAGAUUAGCAUGGCCCCUGCACAAGGAUGACACGCUUUCCCGGAGUGGUAGACCUACGGGUCUCAAUAUUUAUUUUAUGCCCGCUUGCCAAAUUCGACAGACUCCUGCAAGAAUCUCGCCCUGGUCUCGUACCAAGUUGUCCCAAUUCCGGACGCGGGCCACAAAGCUAAUUCUCGUGAAGCUACUGCAGUGA
Molecule: messenger RNA, 240 nt
Organism: Postia placenta MAD-698-R-SB12
Lineage: Eukaryota; Fungi; Basidiomycota; Agaricomycetes; Polyporales; Adustoporiaceae
Exons: 1
Source: RefSeq, a predicted model, not a curated record